AUGCCACCUGAUCGCGUGGAGCUGACACCAGUAUCCACCAAACUAAAAGACUCGAAUGGCCAGACGGUUCCAGAGCUCGAUGACUCGCCGUCCAGCCCAAUGUGCUCCCCGGACAGUCCCGCCCUGUCUCAAACUGGCUGGACAAGUACGUCGUGGCCUGCUGCACAGCUGUUCGUUCCAAAGCAGGGCGCGAAUGCUAGCAUCGACGUCGGACUGCAUUUAACCACAGAGGUUCUAGGCCGGGGCUCAUUUAGCAAGGUUAUAAAGGCUAGGGGUCUUCAUGGGGUCUAUGCUGUGAAGUUGCUCCGUAAAGGAAUGCCAGGCGACCUUGAGGACGAAGCAAGAAUACUACAAAAACUGAACGAUCCCGGGAACCCGAAUGUGAUUCGGCUGCUCGGGCGCUGGAACGGCGGGCUUGUGUUCCCGAUCUACGAGGGCACUCUAACGAGCGCCGUCGCAGAGUUUUCCGCGCAGUGGGCACAAAAACAGACCGAUUUGAGCUUCACGUUCGAGGAUCUCAAUGGACCGCUAUGUGGCCGCCAGCGAUGGCACGACUGGGCAAAGCAACUCGCCUCCGGCCUCGCCUACGUCCACUCCAAGCACAUGGUACACGGGGACCUGAAGCCCAACAACAUUUGCUACAGCCCCGGCCGAGAUAGACUUGUGCUGACCGACUUCUCCACGACCGUCGACGACGAUGCAGCGUUUUCGCUCAUUUACGCGUCGCCCAGCCUGCGGGCCGGCCAGACGCCGUCCCCAGAUUCUGACAUGUACGCACUGGGGGUGGUUUUGCUGUUCUGCGCCACCGGAACCGAGCCGUAUGGCGAGGCAAAAAAUACCCAACAGCGACUGCUGUGGAUGGACAAGCUGGUGCCCCAGGACAGUUACAGCCCCGAGAUGUGCCGCCACUUUGCCAACGAGCUGCCCAUGCUCAACGAAUUGCUGUCCCUCACACCCGUAUCAGCGACCAAAUUUGCAGCCGACGUCGCCAAUUCCUGA
Wickerhamiella sorbophila is the source of this 999-nucleotide messenger RNA. RefSeq names its product Testis-specific serine/threonine-protein kinase 6. Gene Ontology annotation, cellular component: cytoplasm. The transcript has a single exon. Gene Ontology annotation, biological process: peptidyl-serine phosphorylation; autophagy. Lineage: Eukaryota; Fungi; Ascomycota; Dipodascomycetes; Dipodascales; Trichomonascaceae. The coding region runs from base 1 to 999 and encodes 332 amino acids. The record is from RefSeq and is a predicted model, not a curated record. Gene Ontology annotation, molecular function: ATP binding; protein serine/threonine kinase activity.